AUGAGAACCUCUGCUUAGUAAGCGACUUAUCGGGGAGGUUAGAAUGUGGCAAAAGUGACAGAUCGUGUGCGAAUGAUAAAUAAGUGAUUUUGGCAUUCGUAUAAUUGAAAUUUUUAUACACAAUGGAUCCAGCAUUGCUCAGAGAGCGGGAACUCUUUAAAAAAAGAGCUCUCAGUACACCAGCGGUAGAGAAGAAGAGAAAGGAACAGGAUAAAGAUUCUGCACGAGAUGAACCUCUUAAAAAGAAACCCAAACCAUCCACUGUGUCUACGGGUCCAAAGCUGGACAUGGUUAACUACAAAACCAUGUCUGGUAGUACCCAAUAUAAAUUUGGUGUCCUAGCAAAAAUAGUGAAACACAUGAAGACUAGGCAUCAAGAAGGAGAUGAUCAUCCUUUAACACUAGAUGAAAUCUUAGACGAAACAAAUCAAUUAGAUGUUGGAUCUAAGGUAAAACAAUGGCUUCAAACUGAAGCUCUUGUUAAAAAUCCAAAGAUCGAAGUUACUUCAGAUGGUAGAUUUGUAUUUAAAGCUAUGUAUAAAAUCAAAGAUAAGAAGUCUCUGUUAAGAUUGCUUAAACAGCAAGAUUUGAAAGGUCUUGGGGGAAUAUUAUUAGAAGAUAUACAAGAAAGUUUACCGCACUGUGAUAAACAUUUAAAAAGUCUGCAAAAUGAAAUAUUAUUUAUAACGAGGCCCAUGGAUAAGAAAAAAAUUGUAUUCUACAAUGAUAAAACUGCCCAGUUUCCAAUAGAUGACGAGUUUCAAAAGUUAUGGAGAGCUGUUGCAGUUGAUGCAAUGGAUGACCAAAAAAUUGACGAAUAUCUUGAGAAGCAAGGUAUACGAUCGAUGCAAGAUCAUGGUCCCAAGAAGCCAGCUCCAAUUAAACGAAAGAAACCGAUUAGUAAAAGGAAACAAUUUAAGAGGCCAAGGGAUAAUGAACAUUUGGCAGAUGUUUUAGAAACAUACGAUGAUGCAAAAUAGGUCUUAUGAAGAAAGUUUACGAGAUUGGAAACUUCGAUUUUUCUCAAACUUUGCAUAAUUGUAAGGAACAUUAGAAGUAAUAGUUUUGCGGAAUAGUAAGGUGCAACUCUUUGAAUUGAUGGAGAAAUGUACGUUCAAGGUUAGAGAGCUUUACCUACUAUUACUCAUAGAUAUAUAAUUUAUUAUCGCGAGUUAAAUCGUCGUGUAUUGUCACGCAUAAGAUUGCCAUAAAUUGUAUCAUAACAAGUUAGACCGCCAUAAUUUAUAUCGCGAUGUAUAAAAUCGCCAUAAGUUGUAUCAUGACAUGUUAGACCACUAUAAUUAAUAACACGACACGUUUUGCAACAUGUUAGAUCACAAGUUAUAUCGCAACUUGUUACAUUGUAACACGUUAAUUCGCCGUGAGUACUACGUGUUAUAUUGCAAUGUAAAUGUAUUAUGGAUUCCUUGCAUCGCGAUGUGUUGUAUCGCAACGUGUUUAAUCGUCAUAACUCGCAUUACGAUGCACUUUAGUAUAACGCGUCGUACAGGCAUGUUUAAUCACCAUAAGUUGCAUUACGACGUAUCCUAUUACAUCGCGUUAUAUUGCAAUAUGUUUAGUCACCAUAAGUUGCAUUACGACGUAUCCUAUUACAUCGCGUUAUAUUGCAAUAUGUUUAGUCACCAUAAGUUGCAUUACGACGUAUCCUAUUACAUCGCGUUAUAUUGCAAUAUGUUUAGUCACCAUAAGUUGCAUUACGACGUAUCCUAUUACAUCGCGUUAUAUUGCAAUAUGUUUAGUCACCAUAAGUUGCAUUACGACGUAUCCUAUUACAUCGCGUUAUAUUGCAAUAUGUUUAGUCACCAUAAGUUGCAUUACGACGUAUCCUAUUACAUCGCGUUAUAUUGCAAUAUGUUUAGUCACCAUAAGUUGCAUUACGACGUAUCCUAUUACAUCGCGUUAUAUUGCAAUAUGUUUAGUCACCAUAAGUUGCAUUACGACGUAUCCUAUCACAUCGCGUUAUAUUGCAAUAUGUUUAGUCACCAUAAGUUGCAGUGUAUUACAUUGCAUCGCUUCGCGUUAAAUCGCCAUGUUGUAUCACAACUCACUGUUUACUGGCGUUUUAUAUUAGGACUCGUUAUAUAUUGCAAUUCGUUGAUACCACGCGUUACAGUGCCUUUCAAAAAUACACAAAUCUUCAAAAACUAGAACAUUUGUUGGUGAGCCUAAUACAUCCCUGCAUCGGCAAUAUAUCGAGAGUCUACUAUACGUUACGAAAUAACACAGAAUGAACUCAACUGUAUUUUUUAUCCAAAUAGCAGGUAUUGAUUAAACUGAUUUUUCGAUGAGGCUAAAAUACCAUCGCAUCGGCAAUAUAUCGAGAGUCUACUAUACGUUACGAAAUAACACAGAAUGAACUCAACUGUAUUUUUUAUCCAAAUAGCAGGUAUUGAUUAAAAUGAUUUUUCGAUGAGGUUAAAAUACUACCGGAUCGGCAAUAUAUCGAGAGUCUACUAUACGUUACGAAAUAAUACAGAAUGAACUCUAACUGUAUUUUCUAUCCAAAUAGCAGGUAUUAAUUAAAAUGAUUUUUCGAUGAGGCUAAAAUACCACCGCAUCGGCAAUAUAUCGAGAGUCUACUAUAAUUGCGGUACCAAAUAAUGCAAAAUAAAUUCAAUUGUUUUUAUUCCCAAAUCAAAUAGCAGGUAUUGAUCAAAAAAAAUUUUCAAUGAGCCUAAAAUACCAAUGCAUCGGCAAUAUAUUGAGAGUCUACUACGAUUACGUUACAAAAUAAUACAGAAUAAAUUCAAUAGCUUUUAUACGCAAGUCAAAUAGCAGGUAUUGAUCAAAAUGAUUUUCAAUGAGCCUAAAAUACCAAUGCAUCGGCAAUAUAUUGAGAGUCUACUACGAUUACGUUACAAAAUAAUACAGAAUAAAUUCAAUAGCUUUUCUACGCAAGUCAAAUAGCAGGUAUUGAUCAAAAUGAUUUUUGAUGAGCUUAAAAUACCACUGCAUCGGCAAUAUAUCGAGAGUCUACUAUAACUCCGUUACCAAAUAAUACAGAAUAAAUUCAAUUAUUUUUAUUCCGAAAUCAAAUAGCAGUCAUUGAUCGAAAUGAUUUUUCAAUGAGCCUAAAAUACCACCGCAUCGGCAAUAUAUCGAGAGUCUACUAUAACCACGUUACGAAAUAUUACAGAAUAAAUGCAAUUGUUUUUCUAGCCAAAUAGCAGAUAUUGAUCAAAAUAACCUGUCAAUUUAACAAACAAUUCCAGAAUCAAUACUGCAUUUCUUCAGGACAUUUUGUUAAUUAAAAUUUGACAGACCACAAUGAACGAACAAAUUGUAUUAAUUAAUUCCACGAGAGAAGAACGAAAUUUUCACCGACUCUCAAUUUGUACAUUUCGAUGUUGAAGAGGUCGACGUUUCCAAAUAUCCUGCACGCGGUUCCAUUUACCGGCUGUCUCGUGUCUCCCCUUGGUCGGGAUCAAAACGAGAUCAGCCGAGGCGUUUCGCCUCGUGUUCCUCUUCGAACGAAAGUUUAAAUACAGUCGACGUCUUUGGAUGAAAGAAAUGAGGGGAACGGUGAAAAGCCGGCGGAGAAAGAAGCGGCAUCGAGGUGCGUUCGAGCCUCGUGGAACGAAGAAGGCUCGACUCGAUGGUUACAUUAAUAGAACAGUUCGCACAUGUUCCGUGGAAUCUCAAGAAUUUACUCUGGCGUCUAACGAUGUACCAUCAUAGCACGUAAGUGGCGUUAAGGCUAGAUCAGGCUCCCUGCGGAUCUAUGAGCCAUCGUGUUUUCGUGGCUCCCGAAUUUAUUCGUGUACGUCUACGAAUUGCAGACUUUUCUUGGAAAGCAUACGUUGUUGAUGUAACUCAUUUGCAAACAAUAUGUACAAGGAUUAAGGGAAAUCUUCACGGGUUAAGAUGGGUAAUGGCUGAGAAAUUAAACUUCGACUGUCUCGUAAAUGCGUACUCUCGAAAUUAAAAUUUUACUGUUCUAAUAAAGUAUUUGAGAUUGUACGUUUAAUUGUAUUUGAGAGAUGGUACGCUUAAUUAUAUUUUAGAGAGAUUGUACAUGGUUAUGUGUAUUUUGUUUAUUUUUUCUUGCUUUAUUUUGUUUUUCUUUGAAGAACAUAUUUUCAGAUGAGGAUAAAACUGUUUUCGAGUUAACACGUGUUCCUUUUUCCAUUGCGUGUGAAAGUAAAUUCACUUCAAAUGAUUUGUAAUAAUUUCAUGUAUGAUAGGUGGCAAUAUAACGUCUAGUAAUUUCGUAUACGGCGAUAUAUUGUAUAGAAAUUCCACAUAUGGCGAUAUAACGU
Megachile rotundata (alfalfa leafcutting bee) is the source of this 4280-nucleotide messenger RNA. RefSeq names its product transcription factor IIEbeta (gene TfIIEbeta). Lineage: Eukaryota; Metazoa; Arthropoda; Insecta; Hymenoptera; Megachilidae. The record is from RefSeq and is a predicted model, not a curated record. Gene Ontology annotation, biological process: transcription initiation at RNA polymerase II promoter. Gene Ontology annotation, molecular function: TFIIH-class transcription factor complex binding. Gene Ontology annotation, cellular component: transcription factor TFIIE complex.